AAUCCAUCUUUUGGAGGACGUUUGGAUGUUCAAAGCGGAAUAGUUGAAAGGCCGGCGUACACGAGUCCAUCGCCAACAACAAAUUCCACUGCCAGUUCUGCGUGACCCUUUGGAUACUCGUGUGUCGAAACUUGCAACAUGCCGGUAACGAGAUCUGUGGUGGCCUCGUUCAAGGGAAGGCUGGUUGGCGCACCUCCACUGUCGAGUCUUUGCACGCAGGCCCAUUUUCGCUUCAUACGCUUUUAUUCUGCAUCGACGCAUCCCCCACCUGCAUCUACUGAAGCAUUGACCAUUGGCAUGGUUGGAAGUGGACCAGCGGGCUUUUAUACUGCUCAGCAUCUGCUCAGAAAUCUUCCGAAUGUAAAGAUUGACAUGUAUGAAGCGUUGCCAGUGCCCUAUGGGCUGGUCCGAUUUGGUGUAGCUCCGGACCAUCCAGAAGUCAAGAAUGUGAUUCACAAGUUCGAAACAAUAGCUCAGGAUCCUCGCUUUCGAUUUAUUGGGAAUGUGCGCAUAGGGCAUGAUCUCGAUCUCGCAGAGCUGAAACCCCGCUACGACGCGCUGAUUCUCUCAUACGGUGCUAGCCAAGACCAACGAUUGGGAUUGCCCGACGAAGACGCAAUUCCAAAUGUAUUUUCUGCGCGAGCUUUUGUAGGAUGGUAUAAUGGUCUGCCGGAGCAUCGUGACUUGAAUCCGGAUCUAGAAUCAUCGGAUACAGCGGUGGUCAUUGGGCAGGGGAAUGUCGCUUUAGAUGUCGCUAGGGUUUUAUUGAUGCCUUUGGACGAGCUGGCUAAGACGGAUAUUACUGAGCAUGCCCUUGAAGCGUUGCGGCGGAGUAAAAUUCGCCACGUACACCUCAUCGGGCGACGAGGUCCUCUCCAGGCAUCUUUCACAGCCAAAGAACUCCGUGAAAUGAUUGCGCUUCCCGACACCAAACUCCAUCUUGAUGUUCCCCUCCUUCAAAGCCAAAUGGAAGCUGGAUCCGCCAUUCUAUCCAAGGAGCGACCACGACGUCGUCUGAUGGAGCUCCUACUCAAAGGCGCUACAAACCCCCUUUCAAACACAUCCCCAACCUCCAAAUCCUGGUCGCUCAAGUUCUUAAGUAGUCCCAUUCAUCUUGUUACAAAUCCAACAACGCAAGCACUCGAAGGCCUGCAGUUGGAGAAGAAUAGAUUGGAAGGUCCAUUGAACGCACCUCGUGCUGUUGGAACUGGUGAAAUAGAAGAAAUACCAUGUGGAUUGCUACUUCGAUCCAUUGGAUAUAAAAGCGUACCUCUCCAAGGGUUGCCCUUUGAUUCAAAGAGGGGGAUGAUUCCGAAUGUCCGGGGCAAAGUUCAAAAUGAGGACUCUUUCACCUCAGGGAUUUAUGUUGCGGGCUGGCUCAAACGCGGUCCAACUGGGGUCAUUGCUGCAACAAUGUACGACGCCAUCGAGACUGCUGACACAAUCAUAAAUGACAUUCAAAAGGGAGAACUGCAGCCCAGGAUAGGUCCCACAGUUCCGCCGGGAUUCAAAGGUCUGGAAUCGAUGCUUCGCGCGCGGGGGGUCAAGGUUGUCGAUUUUCAUGCAUGGAAGAAGAUUGAUGAGGUGGAGGUCGCAGAAGGGACUCCUAAAGGGAAGCCGAGGGAAAAAGUUGUUGAGGUAGACAAAAUGAUGGAGAUUGCGGGCCGCUGACGACUCUAUAGAAUGUAUAUUAUAGUAAUGGUGGAGCAGAUGCACCUGAAAAGCCGCAACGAAGAUGUAAACUGCACAUUGUUUUCGUACUAAUUAUCAUAACACUGGCUCGUUGUUUGAUUCCCAGCAUGCAUCUUGCAUCAGUUCGCGUCAUACAUAAAAUCU
Molecule: messenger RNA, 1836 nt
Organism: Spizellomyces punctatus DAOM BR117
Lineage: Eukaryota; Fungi; Chytridiomycota; Chytridiomycetes; Spizellomycetales; Spizellomycetaceae
Product: NADPH-adrenodoxin reductase
Exons: 5
Coding region: 139-1671 (510 amino acids)
Biological process (GO): ubiquinone biosynthetic process
Cellular component (GO): mitochondrion
Source: RefSeq, a predicted model, not a curated record